This is a messenger RNA of Lotus japonicus, 1196 nucleotides long. RefSeq lists its product as uncharacterized. Lineage: Eukaryota; Viridiplantae; Streptophyta; Magnoliopsida; Fabales; Fabaceae. The record is from RefSeq and is a predicted model, not a curated record. The coding region runs from base 129 to 644 and encodes 171 amino acids. The transcript has 2 exons.
UUAUCAAAGAUAUAUAGAGAAUGAGACAUGCAGAAGCAGAACUGCCUAUCAAAAAAAAAAUGCAGAAGCAGAACCUCUAAUUGGUAGUGGCAAGUUCUAAAUGCUUGUUUGUUUGGACUUUGGGGAGCAUGGAAGAAUACACAGAGGACAUUAAAGACUGGGAACAAAUCGAGCAACACCCAUCUCCCGAAACCACCUCUGAGUGGAACAUGGUGACCAAGAUCAACAAAAGCUACCUCAACGUUCAUGAUCACCAAUCUUCUUCUUCUUCUUCCACGGCGUCGACUAAUGAAUUGGGUGGGACCGGGACCCCAGCGCCGCCGCCACCACAUUUGGAUUGGUGGAGACGGGUGGCCUAUGAAGGGAAGAAGCUGCUCGAGGCUGUAAGGGUGGUUGGUAAUAGUGCGGUGUGUUCGGGGACAUUUUGGUCAAUUACGUGUGUCGCAGCAGCGGCUGCAGUGUUGGUGGCGGUGGAGAUUCGAAGGCGUCACCGGAGGCCUGGUCGGAGAAGCGUAGAUCAUGCGGUUUGUCUUCUCAGAGAGAAAGACGAGAGAAUUAGUCAACUCUUACUUCAGAUUGCACAACUCAAUGAAGUAUUAUUAUCACGUCGUCAGGUUCCAGUGCAUCGAAUCGGCAACUCAUGAUACUACAGUCAAUUAGCAUGAUAUGAGUUUCGCUGUGUUGCCUUAAUUUUUUUUGACUACGUGUAGUAAAUUAUAUACGAGAAUGGAAAUUGACACUUACAUAUAUAUAAACACUCAAAAAUCUUAAACACCAGCUCGCGUGUUGAUCAAUUGGUAUGAGGUUUUUCUAACUUAAGUAGGUUUCAGGUUCUCCUUAGUGUGAAUAGUGAAAAAUGCCGGUGUUCUAAACAAACAAACAAAAAACUCAAUUUCAUGAGGAUUCAAACCUCGAUCAUAAGGGAGAUGAGAAUUAAAUCCUUGAAUUUAUGACUAGCUGUACGAAUUCAAGUUGGCAUAAUUUUUAUUUCUAGUAUGUCAGAAAAAAAAUAAAAAAUAGAGUGGUAUAUUUUUUCCAAUUAAGAUGUGUUAUGUAUGUGCAUCAGAUUAAUAAUAACAAUAAAAUAAGUCAUGGUAAAGCUUUUAAAAGUGUUUGAUGUUUUAGAAGAGGUAAUAUCCACUGCUACUCGCCUCUAGAAUGUUUCGUUCAAGCUCAUUUUUCGUGAAGCAAACUCC